AUCAACUGGAUCUUCCACUCGAUUUUGAUGCAUUCUCAUCGCAAGAAAUUAUUGAAACGUACGACGAGGAAGAGGAAAAGAAAUGGCAAAUUAAUCACAAAGAGAAAAUAAAAGAGCAGAAACGAAAUGAGGCAGCCGAACGGCAACAAAUAUUGAGCGGAAAGGCUGAAGACGAUAUUAUCAAGAGGUUAGAGGAACUAGAGCUAAUGGAAGAACUGGAAAAUGAAUUGGAAGCAAUGUCUGAAGAAGAUGAUGAAGCUGUCCAGGCAAUCCUCAGUGAACGGCCGGAAGAAAUUUCGUUUAAGAAAAGAAUGUCUCACUUCAACGAUCGUAAUAUUGAAGAUGAUAUAUCGUCUACGGAAGAUGCUGCGUCGUCUGCGAAAGAUGCUGAGCGUCCAAGGAAAAUGAUGCAAGUGCUGACAACGUAAGCCUUUCUCUGAACAGUAGUGAUGAUGAGACGACGACGAUGAGGAUGAUGAGAUUCCGCCCGAAUUCAAAGAACUUGAGCGUAGAACAGCAUCAAUGACAAAUCGAGAAAAAACGAAAUUAUUUAAGGCCAAAUUGGAUGAAGUUCAAAAGUAUUUGGAAGCUUUGAAACCUCGCACUAUUGAAGAAAUAUCACACAAGACUGAUAUGAUGUUCUUAUCUGACCAUUUACUGAAUGCCAUCGAAAUUAUGGAAGAUGAGUUCAAGUGCGAUCGGUACUUAAAUGCAGAGAGUGUGAUAACAGAAGACAGUGACGACAUCGAGCCUGCUACUGUUGUUCCAGCCAGUGUGACGAAACAAACCAUUUUGAAGAAGAAAAUGAAAACUUCCUUUGCAUUCGACGAUGAUAAAAACUCGAGAAAAAUUAGAUUCGCCUCUGAGCAUGAUGUGAAGUCGUUUGACGUGUUAGAGGAACCGAGUAAAAUAUCAUCAACUGUAAUAUAUGACCGUGGACCAGUGCUGAACUUGAAUGUUAAUCAUUCCGAAGCGGUAUUUCGUGAUACGAAUGAACAAUCCGAUGUUAUACGAAGCCCGGUCGACAUAUACAAACAAUUUGCUGGUUGUGUUCCACAAACUAAUGAGUUUUUAAUGAAUCGACCAACAUCUCAGAAAAUAAUGAAACAUCCAACGGUAGAUCGACCAACUCCCAAGGUAAUCAAAGAAGAGCCCAAUGAAGUCAAGAAAUAUUCCAAGGUAAUCAAAGAAGAUCCAGAGGUAAUCAAAGAAGAGCUUACUGAAGUCAAAGAAGAACCAAGAGGUCAAGAUAUAGCGGUAGCAAAGGCCGAAGUGAAAGAUAUGCUGGACAACAUGUUCUGCCCUAAGAAUACAAACGAACCCGAUCCACUACCAGAAGGUAAUUUUGUGGACUCACAUGCGCCGAAAAAAAGAGUUAGUUUGUUCAAACAGCGCGUCAAAUGAAAAGCCAAUAAAAGUUUGUUUUGAACGAUUGUUCAAGUAGUUUUGAUCGUUUAAUUUUUUUGACUCAAAAACAAAUCAUACAACAGGAGUCCGUAUUCGAAUGGCUUACAUCGAAAAUUACUUG
Messenger RNA from Bradysia coprophila, 1528 nucleotides. RefSeq lists its product as uncharacterized. NCBI's taxonomy places the organism in Eukaryota, Metazoa, Arthropoda, Insecta, Diptera, Sciaridae. The record is from RefSeq and is a predicted model, not a curated record.